AUGGAUCCAAACCGCCAGGUUCCUGUGCCCAUGACUAGUAAAGACAGAACUAGCUUUAUUGGUUUAUGGUUGUAUUCACUUUCAGUGACCACAGUUAGGGGUCAGGGUGACUCAGUGUGUCCAGUCAACAGCGCCAUGGGGUUAUGCACCGAGCUGGCUAAAACAUGCUUCAGUGACAGCGAUUGCUACAGUGGAGAAAUUUGCUGCCCUGAAGCAUGCAGCCGCACGUGCAAGUCUCGACAUGCGACCAAACAGUCGAGCGAAGGUUCGAUCCCAGAUCUUCUGAAUGACCCAAGAGUUUAUGUUGGAAAAUGUCCCGAUGCUAGUUGCUACUCCAUGUUUGGUGGGGACCCUAACGAGUGCAGUACAUCCAAGCUGUGUCCUGGGGGGCAAUAUUGCUGCAACGACGGCUGUAAGAACGUGUGCCUGUGGAAGCCAGAGUACGCCUCAGCGAUUGCCCAGGAACAGGCACGGGCCAGGCAACACCAGCAGAUGCUUAUUCAGAAACAACAAGUGGAGAUGAGACGAAAACAACAGGAGAUGUACAUUCAGAGGCAGCGACAACUGGUCAGUUUGGAGCAAGCCAGACAGCGGGCUGAAGCUAGGGCAGCUGCGGAGGUAGAACUGCUGGCACAGCAGAAACGAGCUUCAUUUGAAGCAAAUUUGAGGGCAGCCGCAGCAAAUCAGGUCAAGAUAUCAUCUAAACAACUUGGACAAACGGUGGCACAGCUUAAUACCGGCAAUCAGCAAACAUCAAACCAGCUGUCUCUCCAAUCUAGUCCUGCAAAAAAUGACUUUCUGAGCAACUUUGAGAAUAAACCACAGACAAACAACACAGGAAUCAACCUCAGUGGUAGCAGCUUGGCUCCGCAACAGACAGCAUCAACGGCUAUCGCCAAAAAUUCAACUCCAUUGAAGAAAGAUAACCUGCCCGUGUCAUUUUCUAAUCAUAUUAACUCCCCUGCUAGUCUAAAUCCUCAUAAUAAUUUUCGAUCACAACAAAACGUGGGAAACAAAGACAUGCAAGAACCGUUGACAAUAAGCCAGUCUGUUGGGUUUACUUCUGAAGUUCAAGUCCCCAAGACUAUGACAGUAUCUGGUUCUGUAAAUCCAGUAUUGACAUAUCUCCAAAGCCUUCCUGGCGCGAAACUAGCGAACACAAAUUUACUGCGACAAGCCUCUUCGCUUAGAGCAUUUCCCACGAAUUUGUUACAGCACUCCUCUUCACUUAACUCAGUUCCAGGCGCUUACUCAGGUUCCUCAAAUUCUAUUUCCACUUUCAUAAAUAGACAUUUCCCACAGCAAUCGCAAAAUAAUGUUAAUAACCAAAUGCCUGUUCAAUCACAAUCGCGGGUGGUCCAACAAAUUCCUGCAGUCAAUGCUGCCAGAAACCAGUCACCAGCAUUCAUCAACCGACAGCAGCCUUUUGUAACUUCUAAUCAAAAUCAGUCUCCAGGCUACCCGAGGCCAAAUCCUUAUCAGGGUCUGGGACAGAGGAUGUCAUAUCUAGCUCAAACUCCUGAUCGAGUUAAUCAGAGGAAGCUCUCGCUGCCUGUUGCAUAUAGGGCAGCGGGUCAAAGGCAGCAGCAACCACAGCAGUCAGCUGGUUCUCUCUCAGGAAGAGGUUACCAGAGUGACAAUAUGAACACGUAUCUAAUGUUUGACAUGAUGCAGACGGCAGUGUAA
Molecule: messenger RNA, 1686 nt
Organism: Candidula unifasciata
Lineage: Eukaryota; Metazoa; Mollusca; Gastropoda; Stylommatophora; Geomitridae
Source: the annotation of a GenBank genome assembly